GCAAUGAAAUCUUUCAUUUGGCUUCAAUGUUCUGAUGGAUCACACCAACAAGUAGAAGAGGAGGUUGCAAUGUUCUGCCCCAUGAUAUGUCAAGAGAUACUUCAGACUGGUAUGGGUUCUUCGAAAAAUUUUGCCAUCGCUCUCCCACAACGAGUCACUCCUGCCAUCCUCUGUUUAAUUCUCGAUUAUUGUCGGUUUCAUCAAGUUCCCGGUCGUUCUAACAAGGAGCGCAAGUAUUUUGAUGAGAGGUUCGCUAAAUUAGAUACUAAACGACUUUGUGAGCUUACUUCUGCAGCAGACUGUCUUCAACUAAAACCUUUAGUUGAUCUAACUAGUAGGGCACUUGCUCGCAUGAUUGAAGGAAAAACACCGGAAGAAAUUCGUGAGACCUUUCAUUUGCCUAAUGAUCUGACAGAGGAGGAGAAGUUGGAGCCAUUGAAAAACAUGACUGACGAUCCACGGAUCCGGCUGCUUAAUCGGCUUUAUGCUAGAAAGAGAAAGGAAUUAAAGGAGCGGCAGAAAGUGAAGAAUCUUGAAGUAGAAGAGAAGAAAGAUGAUCGCUCUGUUGAUGAGCUUUUAUCUUUUAUUAAUGGUGAUGCGGACUCAAAAGAUGGUAGAGCUUCGAGAAAGAAGAAGAAUAAGAGGAGAAAUGAUCUGAUGAAAGAUUCGUCUGAUAAUGAACAAGAAAAAGAAUCCAAGGAGGAGGCUACCAAAGCUGGAAGUUCAUCUCCAAGUCAAAUAUCCAGACUGCAAGACCAAGUUGAAGAUGCUUUUGAUUCAAGGGCCAUGAUUGAUGACGGUGAUGAUGGAUUGGAUCCUCUGAUGAAGGAAGAGCUGGAUAGGGAGGUUGAGGAUUUUGCAAGGAGAUUGAACUGUGAUUGGCCUGAAAGAAUGCAAGAAAUUUUAUCUCUGAGUCGAGAAAGAAGGCUUGUUUCAAAUUUAACUACUGGAAAUAGUUCUAACCAGAGAUGCAGCAAUCGCCAAUCCAACCUCCGAUGACGUUUCUGCACCUUUCUAACUGUGGUUUGACACCGUUACUAUCGCCUACCUACUGUCCUACUUCUUCCACAUCAGCCCCACCUCUCCAGCUUCAGCGCAGCCGCCAAUUCAGUCGACGACAACGCUCCUGCACCUCUCCAGUUGCGGUUCGAUGUUGUUACUAUCGCCAAUUUGAUGUCCCACUUCUUCAACAGCAGCCCCUACAACCAUCAAUCCAGCCAUUCCUCGCUGGACUCCCUCCUCAUCAAGCGGUUGUGUCUUCUUUGCUAAGUCAUUAGUUGUAAUCAUUCGUAUUGUGGUUUUGCUUUGUGUGUUCUCUUUUGUUAUUUCGAAUCUUCAUUGUAACUUUGUUUUAAGUCAGUAAUAAAUUCAUGUCUUGCGCUAUGGUUUGGGUUAAUUCCG
Molecule: messenger RNA, 1401 nt
Organism: Phalaenopsis equestris
Lineage: Eukaryota; Viridiplantae; Streptophyta; Magnoliopsida; Asparagales; Orchidaceae
Product: SKP1-like protein 21
Biological process (GO): SCF-dependent proteasomal ubiquitin-dependent protein catabolic process
Cellular component (GO): nucleus; cytoplasm
Molecular function (GO): cullin family protein binding
Source: RefSeq, a predicted model, not a curated record